This is a messenger RNA of Fonsecaea erecta, 3156 nucleotides long. RefSeq lists its product as hypothetical. The coding region runs from base 1 to 3156 and encodes 1051 amino acids. NCBI's taxonomy places the organism in Eukaryota, Fungi, Ascomycota, Eurotiomycetes, Chaetothyriales, Herpotrichiellaceae. Gene Ontology annotation, biological process: regulation of protein localization to mitotic spindle pole body; mitotic cell cycle; regulation of cytokinesis. Gene Ontology annotation, cellular component: spindle pole; cytoplasm; centrosome. The record is from RefSeq and is a predicted model, not a curated record. The transcript has a single exon. Gene Ontology annotation, molecular function: protein kinase activity; ATP binding; protein binding.
AUGGCCCCUCCAAAAGCCAUAAGGAAGCCCAAAAUCGACUCCAAGCCAAAGCCGGACGUCAAACUUACCAAUCCCGAUCGCAUCGACGACCGAUGGAGACCUCCGCCCUCAAUAACAGAGCCUGGCUCAUCACCAGAGACCUAUAUAACGGGCAAGAAGCUAGGAAAAGGAGGAUUCGCAGUUUGCUUCGAAGGAAGGUCAAAGACAACAUCUGAGGUAUUUGCCCUCAAAGUGGUCAAAGCAAAGGUUGAGCAGAAGAAGAUGAUGGAGAAGUUUCGAACCGAGCUGCAAAUCCAUGCCAAAAUGCACCAUCCCAACAUUGUCGAAUUCCUUCGUGCCUUCACCAUCGACGAGUACACCUAUGUAGUCCUUCAGAUGUGCCCCAAUGGGAGUCUUACCGAGAUGGUCAAAGUCCGCUCCUGCCUCAGUCUGCCGGAAGUGCGCCGGUACAUGAUUCAGAUCUGUGGAGGAGUAAAGUACAUGCACAAGCGAUCUGUCAUUCAUCGAGAUCUGAAGAUGGGCAAUAUUUUCUUGGACGCCCGAAUGAAUAUUAAAAUCGGAGACUUUGGGCUGGCUGCCGUCAUGGCAGAUGAGCAUGAUCGUCGGACCACACUGUGCGGGACCCCGAAUUACAUCGCUCCCGAGAUUCUGAGCAAGUCAGGCAACCGUGGCCACGACAAUAAGGUUGACACCUGGGCCGUGGGAGUGAUAUGUUAUGCCAUGCUCAUGGGCACUCCUCCCUUCCAGUCCAAAACACAACAGGAAAUUUACACGAAACUGAGGACGUUGGAAUACGAGUGGAGGAUUGACAGUAAAAACUACAUUCCUCAACAGGCCAAGGACUUUGUGGCUUCGUGUCUGAACCUCAAUUCUAUCGAGAGGCCCGAGAUGGAUGAGCUUGUUGGACAUGACUUCUUCACGAUGGGUGCGAUAGCCGACGAGCUGGACACUUCUUGCCUCAGGGUGACUCCGACCUGGCUGGAAAAUGCUGACCCACGUGGGGACAAAGUGCAUUCGGGCUACGGCAUCAGUCACAGCAGAAUAUGCCGUGAAUGUGGCGUUGGCAUUGGCUCUGAUGGUCGGCCUCGUGCUGGAGUCGGUGCUGGAUUAAACGUCUCGACACUCGUCGAAAUCGAGGCUGAAAAUAGAGAAGGGUGUGCACCAGUUGUGCCCUUGCCACCAGGGACUCUGUAUAAGCAAUUUUCAGACGCCCACGCUGAAUGGACAGCACGCCAGAAGCAUCCUCUCCUGACGUCGCGCGUCCGCAGUCGAAAGGCUGUACCAGAACAGCCAGAGUCACUCCCUUCGCAGACCACCAAAGUUGAAACAGAGACAUUGCCAACUCCGGCGCUCAAGGCCCCUUUGCCGCCAGCGGGUGCCACAUCCAGACCGUUUCAAAGCUUCGCAGCCCAACAACGGCAGCAAGCAAUCCCUUCAGGAGCAGCCCGACGAGGACCCAUUAUUCCUCAAGAAGACAUCCCGAGGCCGGAACAGCCGCAAAUUGUUGAACCUCCUCAACCGCUUUUGCGAGAACGGCCCAUGCGAGCUGCUACCAUCCGCACAACAAGAACCACCGCCUUGCGUCAUGAUCCAGUUCUCCAAUCAUCAAGGACAUUGCCGAGAUCAACGACUGCACCUGACGGACUACAUGAGAUGGUCAAACAAGAACUGAGCCAGAACAGGCCGGAGGGUCGCAGAAUCAAAAGUGGGAUUGCCACAGUCACCUCACAUUUGGAAAGCCAGCCAGUGAAGAGUAUCUCGCGAUCGAUCGCAGCAGCAGAAGGUGUCACUGCUCGCCCAACAUCCUCUUCGACCAGCUUGUCAGGAUCACUGGGAGACGCGGCUCCACACGUGCUACAGCCCACCAGUGCAAACGACAGACAAACGAUUUCCGGGUCGGUAGAGAAGCAGCAGAGACCGGCCAGCGUCGAACAGAGACAACGAGCCGGAUCAACAACAGAUUCCCUGCGCACAAUGUCCUUUCCAAAACAUCAACCGAGAAUUAUUGCGGGCAUAGACCGUGCCACCUUGGUUCCCCAGUCUUCCAAUGUCGAUGUUCUCCACUCUCUGCAAAAUCUACACAAGGCUCUUGACCCCCGAAGGUUUGACGAGGCAGGGAGGCGGCCCAGGUCAGCAUAUGGCACCAGGAAAGUCCGCACACGUUCCAACUAUCCUCGGGUUGACAAAUGGGUGGACUAUUCCACCCGGCAUGGUAUAGCUUACAUCCUCUCUGAUGGCACGGUGGGAAUGAUCCUGAAAUCGUCGGAAGACAACUCUUUGCCAAGUAGCUGUGUGGUCGUCCGCCAUGCCAGCACCCACACCAUCCGGCGUGCCAAGGGACUGGAGUAUCAAUUUGUGCCACAAGGACCCGAUGCCGCAGACGUCGAAUUCUAUGAACAAAGUGACUAUGAAAAGGGGAUGCAGCGACUCGACGUUCCGGCGCGAAAAUUCCGACUCGACCUUGAAACACACCCAAACCAAGUCGCCGCGGCCAACGCGAUCCAGACCCGUCUAGAGGGCAGUGAGGCUGAGCGGAUGAAGGAGGUGGCGCUUUUGGACAAAUUCGGGAAAUACAUGAACAAACAGGGCAGGCAUGACGACUCGGCCAGUGGCAGGGCGGCGGACAAGGGCCAACAUUUUGUGCACUUCUAUCAACGAGUGGGCAAUGUUGGUGUCUGGAGAUUCGCAGACGGCGGAUUACAGUUCAACUUUCCCGACCAUACCAAGAUCACCAUCCACGGGUUGGCUGCGGAGGAAGAUGGUGAGGAUGGGCCGUACCGAGUCAAUUGCGUGUAUCUCAUGCCAACUGACGCCAUUGGGCUCGCAAGCCACGGUGGACUAAGCGGGGAAGCAAUGGAACGUCGCGACGAAGUGAGCUUGCCAUUGGAAGAUAUCAUGAGCGGCACGCUGCGUCGCUCGGAGAUGGAGAUUGUGCGCACGAACGAGAUCAAAGAGAAACUGUGCUGGGCUCGUGCCGUCAUCGGGUGCUGGAUCAAAGAAGGCGGAUUGGGCAAGAUGGGGGAGGAGAGGCUGGGCUGGAGCGGGUUACAAGAACGACGGGAUGACAAGAGGAUCAAGCUGCAGUGGGUGACAGUUGGGAGGUUUGGUGGUGAUGGCGAGGGCCAGGGAGGCAGCAAGGUCGGAAGCAAGCAUUGA